This is a messenger RNA of Halichondria panicea, 1124 nucleotides long. Its product is annotated as probable transcriptional regulatory protein Pmob_0807. The record is from RefSeq and is a predicted model, not a curated record. NCBI's taxonomy places the organism in Eukaryota, Metazoa, Porifera, Demospongiae, Suberitida, Halichondriidae. Bases 97 to 1026 code for a protein of 309 amino acids. Gene Ontology annotation, cellular component: mitochondrion. The transcript has 2 exons.
CUAAGGUUAAUCGUGUCCUCCCUGGAUCCAGUCAAAAGGUGAAAAGGGCAUGGCACAGUGGGCGUGGUGUUACAGUUCUCGAUCUCCGGCCUGAAGAUGAAGUUUUCACUGUUCUGCUGUUCCCAACUAACAAGACGUGUCAAAGCCAGUCUCGAUUUAUUUACAUUACAAUAUAUGCAUACAACUUCACUGGAAUGUGCUGGGCACAACAAAUGGUCAAAGAUAAAGCGAAAGAAAGCAGUUGCAGACAUGGAACGAAGUCAAUACACUCAUAAAUACGUCCAGAAAAUAAUAUCCGCCAUUAAAACAGGAGGAAGUACUGAUCCAGACAAAAACUUGAAACUUGGGAGUGUUGUUCAGCAGGCAAAAUCUGCCGGUGUUCCAAAGGCGAAUAUUGAUAGUGCAAUGAAGCGAGCAGUAAAUAAGAUGGGUAGUGGAUCAGCAGAGGCUAUUUUACUGAAUGGAAGGGGGUCCAGUGGCUAUCUCCUGUUGAUUGAAGCAGUGACAGAUAAUAUCAAAAGAACACGACCCCAAUUGAAGAGCCUCUUGGAAAAGAAUGGUGCUGUUCUUAGUGAUCCGGGCUCAGCUACCUUUAACUUCGAGCAUAAAGCUCUUGUCCAAGUACCAAUCUCUAUCUUUCCUUCAUUGACAGACCCUCUUGAGCUUGCCAUUGAGAUAGGGGCUGAAGAUGUAGACAUAGUCAACAGGGAUGAAGCAAGCAAUUCAUCAGAAGAUGAAACAAACAAUAAGAGUGAAAGAACCGCAGAUUACAACUCAAUUUCAUCAAACUCUAGUUCAGAUUAUCAGUUUAAAUGUGACAUCACUGAUUUGCGUCAGGUUUUGAAGUCACUCCGAGAGAAAGGAGUAAAUGAAUUGACAACCAGCUUCGAGUAUCUACCCAAGAUAUUAGUGGAAUUGUCAGAUGAAAAAUAUGAGCAAGCGAAUCAGCUGGUGGAUGUUGUUAGUGAACAUGAAGAUGUUGUUGAGGUUUAUAGCAACUUUGCAUUGGCUGAACAGACCAGUUAAUUAUCACUUACUGUUGUCAUAAAUUAAUUAUACUUGCAAUGUUUUGUGUGAUUUGAACGUAUGAGACUACAUAUAAUUUAUUGGUGAAUAUAUAUUUU